Molecule: messenger RNA, 146 nt
Organism: Funneliformis caledonium
Lineage: Eukaryota; Fungi; Glomeromycota; Glomeromycetes; Glomerales; Glomeraceae
Source: the annotation of a GenBank genome assembly
UAUUAUCAAAGCCAAUGUCACCAAAUUUUAUUCCAAGUGACAUUGAUGAAGUUAGCUUUCCUUCACAAAUAACAUCUAAUGAUUAUAACAGCGAAGAGUCCUUAGAUUUAGACAGUAUUUUAAGUUCUGUGUCAACUGAUGCAUGA